AUGAAUAUUAAUAUGGAAAUCCCAGCACCUUCCACACCCGAGAAGGCGGUGCCAAUUGGCUAUGACAUUCCACGGGACACCAUUAGUCGCGAUUUCAUAAAGAGGUCGCACGAGAACGGCUCGUCAGCUGAGCUCUCAGAGCGCCGUGAGCGAUGGAUUUCGGCAGUAUCUGAUUCCAUCAACGUCGAGUUCGCCAACAAAACCCGCUUGCGAAUCGCCUCGAAUCGUCUUCUCAUGACGACACCUCCUUCAUCACCAGUAACACCAAAAACCCUACAGUAG
Molecule: messenger RNA, 282 nt
Organism: Ostertagia ostertagi
Lineage: Eukaryota; Metazoa; Nematoda; Chromadorea; Rhabditida; Trichostrongylidae
Source: the annotation of a GenBank genome assembly